Molecule: messenger RNA, 2695 nt
Organism: Branchiostoma floridae (Florida lancelet)
Lineage: Eukaryota; Metazoa; Chordata; Leptocardii; Amphioxiformes; Branchiostomatidae
Product: fibropellin-1-like
Exons: 12
Coding region: 376-1626 (416 amino acids)
Molecular function (GO): calcium ion binding
Source: RefSeq, a predicted model, not a curated record
UUUGUUUUGACUGACCAACACAGAAAAGGUCUAGCGAAAAUGCGGAACGGCCCCGUUUACUGUCCACAGUGUCGCUUGAGGUCAAAAGUUGCAAGAAGCGGCUUUAGGUUUCGUCCAGACAUCAUACCGACAACAGCCGGCAAAUAGAGCGUCUAAAGGGUUACCUUGGUGUCCAAAUGACCACGAAACCGGACCUUACGCUGUCUCUUUGUUGUCCAGAGGAGCAUGUAGUGAUGAGGUAUGAGAAAAACAACAGAAGAUAGAGACGAGGCGAGUUUUAUCUGAUUAUUCUAGAAGGUGACGUGAAAGCCUGCGGGUGGCUGGCCGGGCUAACACCGCGUUUUUACCCGUUUCUGUUUAUGAAAUGCUGUGAAGAUGUGGCGGCUGUUGGUUCUAGCUGCCGUGGUUCGUUACGGCUCGCCAGGUCUCAUAGAUCCAAUCGCAGGUUCAUCAGAUAUCAUAGGAUCAGGUGGUGGCAGCUGCCCGUCGGAUUAUUGUUCAAAUGGCGGUCUGUGUGUGGCCGGAGUGGACGGCGGACCGGACACGUGUGACUGUCCGUUCGGCUAUUCUGGACAGUACUGUGAAACACGGGAGUGCACGACACUGUUCAUCACCACGUGGGACCAGAGCGUCCCGGUGUCAGGCGACCACAACGUCCUCGGCCUCUACACGCUCGAGCCGUUCCAGAGCGACGGGCGCGACGUCUACAAGUAUUACGGCUAUGACGCCUGGCUUUUCUACCUGGCAAGCGAUGGCGUGUGGCUGGUUGGAGAGACCAUAGGCUCCUGGCCUGCCUUCAUGGUAGCGGAAUGGGCGCACGAAUAUCCUGACCAGACAUACGGUCCGUUCUACCUCUGGGCUGACGGUACUUGGAACGAGGAACCGACCCUUGAGAUACGCUGCAGCGUCGACCCGCCAUGCGAGUCGUCCCCGUGCCAAAAUGGCGGUGUGUGCAUCACGCACGCCCGGUACUGGAACAGCAACCCCUACUACAGCUGCGACUGUCUGCCCGGGUUCUACGGGUACAACUGUGAGAACAAUACUGACGAAUGCGCGUCCAAUCCGUGCUCCAAUGGCGCCACGUGUGUGGAUGGAGACAACGCCUACACCUGCGACUGUAUCUUUGGGUCCAUCGGGACUCACUGCGAGCGAGUGUUGCCCUUCUUCCGAGAAAAGUUCCUAGUAUACGAGGCAGAUCCAACUGCGGCUCCCGUUGAGUGUUACGUCUGUGACUCGGCCAGUGACGACCACUGUGACGUAGCCCAAUACACGCUGCCGGAGGAAUUUCAUAACACUACCAACACAACACAGGGUUGCGGCAGCGGGGCAUGCUGGAUCGUCCGGACGGCGGUCAACGGCCAGUUGGUCUCCUACCAACGUUCCUGUGCCUACAACAACAUGGAAUGUGACGACAUCCUCAAAUUGGAGAACUGUCAGGAAGACGGAGAGACCAAGGUUUGCUACAGGUGUUGUACCGCUGACCGCUGCAACACUGCCCAGCUGACCGGUAACGCCGUGUUCGUGCUGCCGGACUCCGGAUCCGGCUCCGGCGGCGCUGCUUACAUCGGCCCGCCGUCACUGCUGCUGCUGCUGGCCGCUGUCCUGUUCCUCAUCGUCAACGGAUAGGCCGGGACGGCAACCCAGGUCAUGGACCAGGACCCCAAAUUUCACAUAUGGGUACCCUCUGGGGUGGCAAAUUCUCCUUGUGAUUUUUGGCGUUUAAUAGUGUGCGUCCGUUUGUCAAGAAUUUCCAAAAUUGUACAGGCAUGUCUGGAUUUUUUCCGCGCGUGCGUAAUAGAAUCAUGAGUAUUCCCUGAGGAAUUUCUUUGAAGCAGUCUUUAAUAUAGUAGAAGGCCUGUGGUAUACCAAUUAUAUUUUGAUGUGAUAGCCAUUCUGGUCAUGAUGGUAGCUUUAUAUCGGGUAUCAAACUUAUUACCAUCUAAAUGAUACAGAAAUUUCGCGUCUUAAACAAGGGGGAGGGGAAAAAAUCAAACUUCAAUAUUUUUCAAUGAACAUUUACUGGCUGAUAGAACCUGCUAAGAGGAUCACGUACAGAAAUAUCAAUCGAUUUUCGAUAUCAUGAACAUAGGAAUUUGUUGUCUGGGCUGCUCUGGUGGGCGUCGGGACUCUAUCUUCGUAUACAUAGUCGGGAACAACUGAAUCUAGUUGAUACCUUACAUAUUGUAGCUAAGUCUAAUUUUUGUUGUGACUUGUGUUUGAAUAAUGAGAUGUUCGUAGCUGACGUCAUGACGCACAUUAAGCGUGAACGUCAUUUUUUUGUGUGGAUUGCUCAAUACAUGUUAAUCUUUUAGCAGCUGUACACAUGUGUGUGACCACUAUCUAAACAGAAAACUUGUCAUUUUCGGAACUGGAAUUACGACAUACUUAUCUUUUUGAAGUAAUCCGCUUAUAUUAUGACUGUUUGGAAGUUAAAAAAGCUUAAGCUGUUCGUUUGAAUAUUGUUGUGACGUACCCAUAACCUGUGUCCGUGGUGGAAAAUCACCAAAAAAUAGUGUACACGUUUGCACAUAGAAGUAAUAUCUUUUUUCUUUUAGGAUAAUUGCAAGAAAAUAUGAUAUUCUUUCUCAUUUUUACCAUCAUUUUGCUAAUAUUGCUGUGUGAAAAAAUGCAUGAAAUGUGGUUUUGUGUCUUAUUCUAAAGAUAAGACUAAAAUAAAUGUGUGUUUUGUGACUUU